This is a messenger RNA of Rana temporaria (common frog), 8519 nucleotides long. RefSeq names its product transferrin receptor (gene TFRC). The transcript is spliced from 19 exons. The record is from RefSeq and is a predicted model, not a curated record. Lineage: Eukaryota; Metazoa; Chordata; Amphibia; Anura; Ranidae. Gene Ontology annotation, biological process: iron ion transport; intracellular iron ion homeostasis. The coding region runs from base 215 to 2506 and encodes 763 amino acids. Gene Ontology annotation, cellular component: external side of plasma membrane.
CGGUGUGUGUUAGCUGGCCGGACAUACCGCCUGCUCCAUUCAUUCAUUGUCACUCCCACCACGCUUCCUGCCCGGCUCCGCUAUAUUCGUGUCUUCUCAGGCACGUGCAGCCUGUUUGUCUUCAUUUGGGCUCCUGCUUUGUUGUAUCUGUCAGCCUUCUCCGUACUGACGGUCUACAGUGGCCUUGAGCUUCACUGACAGGGGUUUGAUCAAGAUGGAAAGGGCAAGGUCUGCUGUUACAAACUUUUUUGGCAGGGUGCCUCUCGCAUACACUCGCUUCAGUUUGACGCCGCAGACAGAUGGAGAUGCUAGUCAAGUGGAAAUGAAAUUGGCAGAUGAUGAAGAGUGUGGUGAUGCCAUGGGAGAGCCUGUUAUAAAGCCCAGAGAAGGAAACAAUGGAAGCAGAAGCUUGUGUCUUAAAAUCCUAGCAGUUGUUCUGCUGUUCUUCAUUGGUUUUCUGAUUGGAUACUUAAGCCAUAGAGGACGUGUUUCAGCUGCACAGCAGACUACAGUAGAUGGUACCAAUGAGGACAAGGUUGUAGAGGAAGAGGUUUAUGAGGACCAUUCACAGGGCAACCCUAGUGUCUUGUACUGGUCUGAUCUGAAGCCAAUGCUGGAUAGAAGAAUUGAACUCCUUAACUUUGAAACGAGCAUGAACAAUCUGUACGGUUUAACUCGUGAUGCUGGCUCUGAAAAUGAAGAAUCUUUGGCUGCAUUGAUGGAUCGUGAAUUUACAAAAAUGGGUUUGGACAAAGUGUGGAGUGAUGAGCAUUAUGUCACCUUACAAGACAAAGGCGGAUCGAAUAAAGUACAGAUUUUUACAUCUGACCGUCUAGAGGCGGACUUUGAGCUAACUUCAUAUGUGGCAUACAGCCCUGAAGGUUCGGUUACUGGUAGCCUUGUAUACGGUCAUUAUGGUCUUCCACAGGACUUUGACAAGCUGCGUUUCAGUAACGUUAACAUGACUGGUGUAUUGGUUCUAUUACGUUCAGGAAAAAUUAGCUUUGCUGAAAAGGUUAGAAAUGCUGAAUUUGCUCAGGCUGCUGGUGUCUUGAUAUAUCCUGACCCUUCUGAUUUCACCUUUCCUUUUAAUGCUAACCAAGACAUUGAGUCUCCUUUUGGGCAUGCUCAUUUUGGCACUGGAGAUCCUUACACACCUGGCUUUCCAUCAUUUAACCAUACACAGUUCCCUCCAUCAAGAUCUUCUGGACUGCCAGGAAUUCCAGUUCAGACACUUUCUAGCAUGGAUGGAAAGAAUCUGCUUGGAAAAUUGGACACUAAGGGUUGCCCAAUAGAUUGGAAAGUUGGCUGCAAGCUUAAAACCCAGUAUACUGUUAAACUUGAAGUGGCCAAUGUUGUGGCUGAAAAGAAAAUUCUCAAUGUGUUUGGUGUUAUCAAAGGCUUUGAAGAUCCAGAUCGUUAUGUUGUGGUUGGUGCUCAGAGAGAUUCCUGGAGCACUGGUGCUGCUAAAGCGGUUGUUGGAUCAUCGGUUCUUUUGGAAGUUGCUCGUGUUAUAACGCAGAUGGUUAAAGAAGAUCAGUAUAAACCUAGGCGGAGCAUUGUGUUUGCAAGCUGGAGUGCUGGUGAUUUUGGAGCUGUUGGUGCCACUGAGUGGCUAGAGGGGUACCUUUCAACUCUGCAUCUGAAAACGAUAUCUUAUAUCAGCCUGGAUGGUGCUAUUCAAGGUGCUGGACCACUUCAAGUGUCUGGUAGCCCUCUUAUGUAUACUAUGAUCCAAAAAACAUUAAAGGAGGUGUCUGACCCUACUUCUAACAGUGAUACAAAACUUUCUAAUGGGAAAGAAGAAUCCAAAAACGUCAUACAACCUUUGUCAAUUGCUGAUGCCGCUUACCCCUUUCUUGCCUAUUCUGGUGUUCCUUCGUUAUCUUUCAGCUUCAUUAAGGAUAACAAGCCUUACGCUUAUCUUGGAACCAGAAAAGAUACAUUUGAGAAUUUUCAAAAGCUGGUUAAUGUUGACCGCAUGUGCAGAGCUGUUGCAAAUAUUGCCACCCAAGUUAUUCUGCGCCUAACACAUGAUCACAAGCUGCCGCUGGACUUUGUUAAAUACAAAGAGGAAUUGCUUAAAAUUUCUGUUUAUCUAAAAGAUAAAAGUGCUGAUAUAAAUGGAUUGGGUCUCACCUUAGAUUGGAUAAAUUCUGCUUCAGGUGACUUUGGAAGGGCAGCUAUCACGCUUAAAGAUACCUUUGCUUCAUCAGAUCCUGAAAACAAGCCUUUCCUUCGCUCUCUCAAUGACCGUGUUAUGAAGGUUGAGCACUCCCUGCUGUCCCCUUACGUCUCCCCAAAAGACAGUCCAUUUCGGCAUAUACUGUAUGGCUAUGGUAAUCACACGGUUGAAGCCCUAAAGAAACACCUAAGUCUGCUAAAGAAUGAAACCCUGUUUGACAAAGAUAUCUUUAAAAACCAGUUUGCUCUUUAUACUUGGACUGUCCAGGGAGCUGCAAAUGCACUUGCUGGAGAGAUUUGGGAGAUCCAUAAUGAGUUCUAAGGUGUAUUAUGUAAUCCUUAAGAUAUCUAUGAGCAUAACGAACACAUGAGACUUCUAUUUGCAUUGCAUAGUAGGCACCUCCCAUCUGUUUCCUGUAGAGUACCCGGGGAGCCCUACCUUGGUGUGCUAUAAUAUGAAAAUGGCAACCAGUGCCUGAGGUUAAGGACUUUGGUUCAUCCCAUCCCAACACCUUAGUGUUGGUUAGUAAGAUUUGCCAAUAGUAAAUUGUGAAGAGGGCCUUAACGGGAGCUGCUCAUUGCUUGCAAUGCUAAGUACCCCCCAGGUUUGGGCCUCACGUAUACUCUACAAUCAAGCAGAGCAGAUGUGCAGUCGUUUUGGAGAGUUUUUAUGUAUGUGGUAGCCUCAUGUGUUGCGUGCCCAUAGGAUUGUUUUAAAUUAAGCACUUAACUGUUCUAUCUUCCCACAAGUGGUUGUGCCUAGCCCUUGAUUUACCUCUCGGAAGGCCCUUUAACAAAUUGACACGUCUCUGCCUUAUUUCUGGAAACCCUGUACUAAAAGGAAAACGGUUAUUCUCAAUUGUGGCAAUUGACCCCCAUGGGGGUUUACCUUUUUCUAUUACAUUGAGUAGUUUGCAUAGUCUGUCUUCAUUGCCUUGGGAAAUGUUUUUUAGAACAGGUCUGUUUUGCUCAGAAAGCGAAUAUCCCAGCAUGGGAUAUAUGGCUACAAAAAUAUCUAGCUCUUGUAUUCACCACCAGAACUGUCUUUUUACUUGACUCAAUAUCUGUUUAAUGUGCUGCAGAUGCAUUGUUCCUUUUUGAAUUUGCACAAAAUGGCAGAGGCCUUGCACAACCUACCUUCAGCUGACACUACAUUACUGAUGUAUUGCAAGUAGAAGUCUUUUUAGAAAAUGAGCUGCUAAGUGAGUCUUUUGCCCUACUGUAUUUCAAAAGGAACUAGUGUAAAUAAGAUUUGUUUCCAGUGUGUUCGUUCUGCAGUCUUUUUAUUGGAUACGUCUUGGACAAAUGUUCAUAUAGUUUAAGUCAGAAGUGGAAAUCCAUAAAGUUUGAGGUGUAAUAGUCUGACAAAGUGAGUUAACAGACCUGUUCUGUCAGUUUAAGCAAAAUAAAGGCACCAUAUUCAAAAAGGCACUGAAGCAGAUGUAUGCAAACUGGAAUAAAGAAGUCUUGUCCAUAGUCACCAUUCUAUUUUUUUUAUUUUUUUUUGUCUUGCAUUGACUAGAGAAAAUAUAUUUUUUUCUGUGUUAAAUGGGUUCUGUUUGGCAAAACAUUUGAAGCAAUGCUUCAUAUGCCAAAAGUAACAUUUUAUUUUUUCACUCGGGAAUAAUGCAGUGAGAUGUACUUCUUUUUCACAGCGGUUUAUUCUAUCCACUUGCUAUAUCUGGAAUAUAAAUAUCAAUAUUGCCCAAUCCUGCAGUGCAGGAUCAUUUAAUGUUGAUUGGAUGAAAGCUAGCAGGAUUCCUUUCGCACUGAAUAAUGGCACACUUAUUUAUUUAUGAGUGACAGAGAUCACUAUAAAUAGUAUUAAUUUUGUUAUUCUGGUAAUUAUCGGAAGCAGUGCCUUCCAUAAUUGACGGUUAUACUGUCGGAUUUUUUUUACUUACGAAAAUAUAAAAGCAGCAUCUGCUUAACUUGAACGUGCUACUGGAACUUCUGCUGUCCACACAACGGGUGCAACCAACUUUAAUAGUUUGAUUUGGAGCUACAGAGUACAGAUUGCAUGUUUUAAUUUUUAUCACACCAUCUACUCUGAGUAAAGUGCAUACAUACUUGUCUGCCUUUCAAAAUAGCUGAGUUAUAUCUUACACAGUUGCUGAAGGGUGAUGGGAUACAUAAAUACUACUGAUGUGUGCAUUGGUCUUUGAUUUGCAAUGCACAGCUGGCCUACUGUAUCUCGUAAAGUGCUGGUACUGAGUUUGUUGGACUGUAAGCUAUAUUACGUGGUAGGCUUUAUAUGCCUUAAAGCAGAAAUUCCAGUACAUUUUAUACUGUAUCUAAAUAGUUGACAUUAUCGGGAGCAGUGUCUUCCAUAAUGGAUUGUGAAAAAUUUGGUAGUUUUUGCCUACCACUGUGUUAUAUCGGGGGCAGUGUUCCCUCAUAUGUUACACUACAGGUGUAUUUAAUUAUCGGGAACAGUGUUUCCCAUAAUUUUUAGUAUAAAUGCUUAGGGUGUUUGGGGUUUUUUUUUUUUUUUUUUUUUUUUUCUGCUUGUCAGCCCUGAAAUGCUCUUAUGAAAUCCUUUAUCAGUGCUGCAAUGGGAGUUUAGAGGUUCUCCAUUAAAAAUAAACAGAUGGUCCAAAAAUGCAGCUUGUCGUAGCCGUCUUGAAAAGUUGCAUAAAACAAAAAAUGGGGUUGGAAGCAGCCAGGGCACAUAACUAUGAUCUUGCAUCCGAUUGUAAAAAAAAAAAGAUGGUUCCGCUCUAUGGGUAACCAAUAUAUCUUUAGAGCUGCCGCCUCCACUAUAACUGCUACCUUGGUAGAGGCUAACUUAAAGGAUCACUAAAGUGAGAUUAUAUGUAAAUGAUCCUGUUAUACUUGCCUCCACUGUGCAGCUCGUUUUGCACAGUGGCCCCGAACCUGGUCUUCUGGGGUCCCUCGGCGGUUGUCUCGGCUCCCCCUUCAUGUGCGCAAGCUCGCAUGGUGGAAAGCUCUUGCGUGCUCUCGUGAUAUAGCCGCUCACUGCAUCACUCGGCCCCAUACUUGGCGCAACGCGUUAUUUGAUAUGAUUGACAGCAGCACAAGCCAAUGGCUGUGCUGCUAUCAAUAUCAAAUGAGGAGCCGACUCAAGCUGGGGGAAGCCAUCGCAGGAACAAGCCCACGGAGUUUCGGGGCUUGGGUAAGUAAAACCGGGGUGCCUGUCAUUGCCAGUUUUUUUUUUUUUUUCACCUUAAUGCAUAGGAUGCAUUAAGGUGAAAAAACAAACCUUUACAACCCCUCUAAUGUGAUUUAUAAAGUGGGAGUGGCUCUGCUUGUGUAAUUGAAUCCCUGUUACAUGUAACGUUAUAAUAAAGUGACAUGUGCUAGGGUAUGUGCAUGCUGAUAAAAAUAAACAAUUUACUAAUCUAUAAAAAUGGGCAAAUGUAUACAGUGCUAAAAUCACAUCUCCUGUUGACAGCGGUAUGAUGAAAUGCAUUGGGUGAAGCAUCUAGCGCCAUUGCGUCACGUCUGGUUUUGGCCCAUGGAACAUUCGCAUCCUGGAUUCCUUGAUGCAUUUUCCCACCACUGUGAUUUUUAAAAUGUUACAACCAUGCGAGUGCAACUCUUUAUGUAUCAGAUUGACAAGUGAAAAAAUAAAUGCAAAAAACUCAUGGCUGUGCUAUCACUUAUCAAGUGAAAUAAAUCAGGAACUAUGUUAAAAUGGCAUGGUAUCUACCCUUGGGAGAAAAGGGACGUGCUAAAAAAAUGCUCAUAAGUCGUGCUAGACAAGGUCACAAUUUAUUGCGGCAUGCCAUUGUGUCCACUCUUGCUCCCCUAUUUAACCACACUUACCAGAAGGCUUUCCCCCUAGUUUGGGGUAACCAGCAUUCACAGCGCUAUUGAUAUGUAUAAACCAGUGCCUUUCCGUCCAACUCCUCUGCCCAUCAGUCUCACUCACAUAUGGGAAUAAUAGAGAAUGAACCCCAUAAUGUAAUAAAUGCGAUAAGCGGCUUUACAAGUAUACAUAGAGUUGCACCCGCAUGGUUGUAAAAUGUCAAAUCGCAGUGGUAAUCAAAUACAUCAAGGAAUUCGGGAAGUGAUGCCUUCCAUGGGCUAAAACCAGAAGUGACUCAAUAAUGCUAGUUACGUUUCUCCUACACGUUUCAUCAUACUGACGUCAUUGGAAGCUGUGUAUGAAUUUUCUAUUUUUACAUAGUAAAUUUUAUAUUAUUGUGUCAGCACGUACAUGCCCUAGCACAUUUCGCUUUUAUUAUAAGUUAACCGUAACAGGGAUUCAAUUACCCAAUAAGUAGCACCACUUUAUAAACCACAUUACAUCAGAUUUUUGUGCCAUUUUUUGCUUGCCUUGGACAAUGAGUGAACACUUUCUCUAAAUGUGUAGUAGCCCGAGGUUUGAUAUUAGUAUGCCAUAUGUUCAAUUGCAUGUGUCCACUGGAGCACCCUAAUGCCUUUUAAAAGCACCUUGGGACAUUAUGCAUAUUUGCAUCAGUAAAUGCUCAUGGUUUAUAGUCAUUUGAACCUUGUUUGGUAACUAACUAGUUUGCCUACUCCUAUACAGUAAAUAUUCUGGGCCUCUCAUGCUGUUCAAUUUAAAAGUGGUCUUGUAAAAGAUUCUCACUCACUGAGGGCCACCCCUGUUGUAUUUUAAUGUAGAACCUCUUUUAAAUGCAAUGUAGAUUUGAAAUCCCUUGGGUGCAACUUCUGGUUGCCCCUGUAAAGCAGCAUAAAAUGUGUAGAUUUGGUAUUGUUACAAACAUGCACGCACUUAACCUUUUUUUUAUAGGAACUGUAUUCUGCAUACAAGCACUUACUGUUGUCAUUUUGUUAUAUUGUCGGCUAUCUACAACCCUUAAAUUGCAUUGUACUCCUAGUUCUCCAAGUAUAUAUUUAAAAAUAAAAAAAAACUAGUGAUGGUCCUCUGACAUCUAUGCCCUUUUUUUUUUUUUUUUUGCUUUGUGACCUUCUGUUUGUAGCUUUUUACAGCAGAUCUUAGUUUGCUUCUAACAUUUAGUCAACUAAGUAGUCAAUCACCUGUAAUACUUUGCUGAUGGAGAAAAUUGCAAUACCUACAUUGGUGCAGGUCUUAUAGAUGUGUUAAUGUAGUUGAAGGGAGUUUGUCAGUACAGAAAUAUGCUGCCACUGAAAACUUGCGAAUCUUUCUAUACUAAAGUUAGAAGGAAAAGCUCCUUUUUUUCCUGAGCAAACGUAUAUCUCCUACUCUUUAAUCUGUGUCUAUAUAGACGUCAUAUGCAGUUAAUUUAUUUUCUCCCUACCCUGGUCUGCAUUGUCAUCUUAUGGCAUCCUGUUGUCCAGCCCAUCUUUCACUUGGCCCUGCCACAGGGUAUAUUGUAUCGAAUAGGAUGUGGCACGGAUGUUGAACUCCUGCUGGGCAGUAAGAAGGUGGAGUUUUCAUUUGCACAUUUGAUAAACCUGUUGGUUCCACCUUCAAUUAAACAUUUAUUCAUGCACAGUUUAGGGACUUUAAAGUACCUAAUCGUUUUGGCUUGUAAAAAGUAUGUAGGUCAGGAAUGUGUUUUGGUGUCAAUCACUCGCAAGGAUUGCCUAGCAGCCAUUUUUUGACUUUUGAAAAUAAAGGUCCUGUUUAUUACCACCCAUCAGAAGAUGCCACUCUAAUUUAUUAGCCAUAACGUAUAAAAGCUUCCUAUUUGUUUCUUUUUGAAUUUGCAGCCAUAAAACCCUCCCUGUGUACUAGAAAGUUUCCCUUAUUGUUGCAUUUGAAUUCACAGCUUAAGGGAUGACAGCCUUGGAGCUUGCACCUUUUUGCAAAAAGUCAUCAAUGGCAACUUGGUUCUAUAUCGACCGUUUCCUUUCAAACUGCUAAGUUUUACAAACUAGAGGUAACUUCAAUAGUAUAUUACGUAUGCUUGAUUGGUUUGUUUUUUUUCCACAUUAUUGUACCUUUUUUGUAUGGGCCCACGUGGAUUGGGCUUUUGGUUUGCUUUGAUCAGGUUUUGCAUUCUCAAAGUCUGGGAACGGAAAGCCUACUUAAAGCAGGUGAACUGCACCUGUCGGCAAAUUCUCAUCUCAGCACCAUCCUAAUUUGAUGCCUUUGACAUGGGGCCAAAUGAGGUAAAAGCAUAAGGAUUUGCAGAAGGGGGUGUGCUCAAACUUUUGGGGAAUUUUUAAGUUGUGUAAAACUUUUUUGGUACAUCUGAAAAGGUCACAAUUGUCGGUCACCAUGUGUAACAGCAUUUCUGUACAGACUUGCCCUCUAAUCUUUAUUCUGUGCUGAUACAUGUCAUUUGGUGAUGUCUGAAUUACUGUAUUGUGCUAUAGCAUUUCUUUUGACUUGUCAUAUCUUUUCACUGCCUCUUGUUUAUGCUGCAUCAUUGUUCAAUAAAUGGCUUAAACAAAAA